CUCCCGCCGCCGGUGGGCGGGAGCGCCGGGCUGGGCCAGGCCGGGCGGGCCCGGCGCCGGGGCCAUGGCGCUGCCCGUGCUGUCCAGCUCGGCCGUGAAGUUCCGCCGGGUCCUGGCGCACUUCCCGCAGGAGCUCAGCCUGGCCUUCGCCUACGGCUCCGGGGUGUUCCGGCAGGCGGGGGCCUCGGCCGAGCACGGCGAGACAAAUAUGCUGGACUUCGUGUUUGCUGUAGAUGAUGUUGUGACCUGGCAUAUGAUGAACUUGCUAAAGAACAGGAGUCAUUAUUCCUUCCUUAAAUUUUUUGGGCCCAAAAAGAUAAGUACCAUACAGAGAUACGGAGCAGGAAUUUACUACAACACCUUAGUGCCAUGCAAUGGCAGGAUGAUAAAAUAUGGAGUAAUUAGCACUGAUGCCCUGAUUGAGGAUUUGUUUCACUGGAAAACUCUCUAUGUGGCUGGGCGCCUACAAAAGCCGGUGAAAAUCCUGGCCCAGAAUGAGAACAGCAGGCUGCAAGCUGCUCUUGUCAGCAACCUGAAGAGUGCAGUGACAGCAGCCUUCCUCAUGUUGCCAGAGAGCUUCUCUGAAGAGGAGCUGUACCUGCAGAUUGCUGGACUCUCCUACGCUGGUGAUUUCAGAAUGAUAAUAGGAGAAGACAAAUCCAAAGUGCAGAACAUAGUGAAGCCCAACGUGGCCCAUUUCCAGAAGCUGUACAGUACCAUACUCCAGGACUGCCCUCAAGUGGUGUACAAGCACCAUCUGGGAAGGCUCGAGAUUGAUAAAAGUCCAGAAGGUCAGUUUACACAACUUAUGGCUUUGCCAAAGACUCUGCAACAAAAGAUAACUGCUCUGGUAAACCCUCCUGGAAAGAACAGAGACGUGGAAGAAAUUUUACUGCAAGUUGCCCAUGACCCUGACUGUGGAUUUCUGGUGCAUCAAGGCAUCUCAGGAAUUGUGAGAUCCUCCAGUAUAGUGCAGAGUGCUAAAACCAUCCUGACAGCUGGGGCAAAGAAAUCUGUGACUUACAGUUUGAAGAAAUUAUAUAAGAUGACAAAGGGAGGGUUAAAGAAGCCAUCCUGAGUCUGUACAUACUGUGUAUGGGUAAAUAAAUGGUACUUUUUCUCUAAAUGUUUUGCAGAUGUGACUUUGCAUACUUGAGAAGAUUACAGUGUAUUUAAGAAGUCUGUUCUGAUGAUUUACAUGCCCAAUUUUCUUAAUGAAAUAGGAACUUUUUUACCGGGAGGUUUGUUGGCAAUAGGGCAAAGGAAUUAUACUCUGUAAAUACUGAAAUGAAUUUUCCUGUGUAUUGUGAAGAACCCUAAGUAAAAAAGAUUGAUUGUGCAGAUGGAUUAAAACCCAAA
Molecule: messenger RNA, 1359 nt
Organism: Motacilla alba alba
Lineage: Eukaryota; Metazoa; Chordata; Aves; Passeriformes; Motacillidae
Gene: TAMM41
Product: TAM41 mitochondrial translocator assembly and maintenance homolog
Exons: 8
Coding region: 65-1078 (337 amino acids)
Biological process (GO): CDP-diacylglycerol biosynthetic process; cardiolipin biosynthetic process
Cellular component (GO): mitochondrion
Molecular function (GO): phosphatidate cytidylyltransferase activity
Source: RefSeq, a predicted model, not a curated record